GCUUUUUUUUUUACCAAAUUUCAAACUAUAUUAUUUAAAGGUAUUUUAUGAAGCCUUGCAACCCUGAAACUAAUCUCUUUCUAUUCGAUUAUUGGUUCUUUGGUUGACGGUUCAUUUUCUGUCACGCGGUUUUCGCAAGUUGGCAGUACCUUCAUGCUGUCUUUUUCUGCUCGGCAAUUUUUCCAUCCCGUUGCACCGUUGCAUUUGUAAAGUUUUUUUAAUUAAUUCAAACCUUUAAGUGGUCAGAAAUGAGUAAUUUAAGAGAAAUGGAUUUAAGUGACUCGAAAGUUGCUGAGCAACAGACUAGCUACCAAAAUGACGAGUCAAGUGGCGAAAACGCAGAGCCUGCUCCGCCAAAUACAUUGCUACAAUGUGUUCUGGAUAAUAAUCAGCAACACGAGAAAUUGACCAGUCGCUGGGUCAACUUUUAUAUGGAAAGUCCUACAGCCGCAUUGCUUGAGCUAAUGCAGUUUGUGGUGGAGGCCAGUGGUAGUCACUACCAGAUCCCCAAGGACUCUCCCAUGCCAUUCUCCUACAAGGACAUAUUGAUGGCCAGUACAGCCAAGUUCCAAAGUGUCAGCAUGUAUUAUCCACUGAUUAUGAAGAAGGCCAAAUCGUUUGCGAGCAAUGUGAUCGGCUUUAUAGAGGCUUUACUAAAGGCACUGGGUGCCACGCCCAGUAUUCUCGACAACAUGUUUUUGGGCGAAUUUACGGGCUUUUUGAUAGCCUGUUCGGAGUGCACAAUUCGCCCCUUUCGCCAUACAGGCACAAUGAUUGGUCUAAAAAUGAUGACAAUUUUAAGCGAUCUAAACUCCGUGGAAGGUGGUUCCCUGGGAACACUGUGGAUGCGGAUGUUCAACAGCCUGUUUUUGGAUCGCCGCCAGGAUGUGGUGAACGACAUAAGGCUGCUUUGUCUCCACGAACUUGGCGAGUGGUUCAGCAGGUAUCCAAAUUGUCACCUCCAUCCGCACCGCUUGCGAUUUUUCUUCGAAGCCCUGCAGGAUUGCUCGGUGGAAGUAAAACAGUGCUGCCUGGAGAAUAUCUUACGACUUUCCCUCUACGAAGACCUUCGUCCCAUGUGCUUGGAAUUGGGGGGAGAAUUCUCGGAGCAAUUACGCACCAUUGCCGUGGAUAGGGAGAAUGAAAUGGGAGUGCAAUCCUUGCGCAUCUUGACCGAUUGCUAUGGAUCCUCUCCAGAAAUUCUCAACGACACCGAUUUUCGUAUGCUAGAGCAACUAAUGCUGGCCUCAAAUCGUGGAUUAGCUCAGGCAGCAGCGAAGUUGUUCAUUAUGCGAAGAAUGGAAACCGAAGGGGAUUGCUUUUCACGAAAGAUUCGUCCUCUGCUGGAGUUUUUCGUUGAUGAGAGUCAACAUGAACAUGCUGCCUAUCUGGUGGAUUCUUUGCUCGAAGAUUGUGAAACGGUUCUAAACUGGGAGCCCAUGAUAGAGAUGCUAAUGCAGGAUCAGGACCCAAACCUUACCGAAGUCGAAAGCUCUGCCUUAAUUGAAAUCCUCUCUAAAGGAGUGAAGCAGGCGAUCACAGGGGAGAUUCCGCCAGGAAGAUAUACCGAAGAUCUAAAGAGGGAACCCAUGCCAGGAGCUCAGGAGAAGGCCACCAGGCUCUUGGCACCUGUUUUUCACGAUCUCCUUGACAAAUAUGACAAACGUUCUGGAGAUUUGGAAAAUCUUUUGGAACUGCCGCAGCAUUUUAGUCUAGAGUACUACCAGCAGGAUGAUAAGCUUGGGGAACUUCACAAAUUAAUGGAUCAGAUCGAAACCAUUAUAUUCGUUCACAUCGAGAACCGCGUGCUUCGUACGGCAGCUCACACGCUGGAGGUUCUCCAUGAAAUUCCCUCCACCAGGGCGCAUAUAAAGCAGUUGCUGAACAAUGCUGUGACCAAUUACAGGAUUGCACUGCGCUCUUGGCAGGCUUCGUAUGGCAUGCCCAACUUCAGCCCCUCUUCCACAUCCUCCUUUGCAUCCUCGAGCUCCAAAAAAAGUCCACAGAGUCGGGCGCGCCGUCUGCUGAAUACCCUACGUUUGGUUUCAGCCCUCUACGGACGUUUCAAUCUCAGUGUCUGGAAGUUGACGGAGUCCGUGCUGUCCAGUCUGAAGCGAGUGAUCAGGGAGCAGGAACGACCGGGAAAAGAUGCCCUGCCCACCGAGGCAGUGGGUCUCUAUCUAGAGGUUGCCUACUUCAGCUUAAACUGGGACUUGAAGAGUUUCAGGGUGGAGGCUGCAGACAAUCAGAGAAUGGAGGAGACGGCUGCAUCGCUUAAGAAGCACUUGGAAGACUUUCUAUUUGUUACCUUCGAGCAGGUGGUUAGUGAGUGCAAUCUCCCAGUCGCAUAUAAUUCCUUUUCUUUCAUAUGCGAUCUGUUUGUGCUAUACGGAGAUCAAUUGCGAGAAAGUACAAACUUCUGGGUACGUUCCCUUAUGUACCAGCCGUCUCUAAAUGAAAUAGAGCUGCUGGAAAUGUCUGUCCUGCGAAAUAUUUUAAAUUGCAGUCCUUUGGAAAUUAUGAAAGAAAAUAACUUUGAUCAACUGCAAGAUAUGCGACGCCUAGUGGCCAGCUACUGCAAACUGGUAGUUUUCAAUGUAUUUCCCGUCAUGAGAGCCUCUAAGGUCUUUCAGUAUUACGAAAAGUACAAUGCACCAUUUGGCGAUAUAAUGAGAAGCUCCAUGGAACUAGCCCUGAACAAUAAUUCUGUUAAUUUUGGUAUGACAGUACUUCACACCUGUUUGCUGCCAUACGAGAAGAUUCUGAAGGAUAAUAAUGGAGAAGUAUUGAGGUCCUUUCGCUCGACAGAGUUCUCCGAACUUAUCAGCCUGGCCAAACGAUUGGCGGAAACAUUCAAUUCCAAUCUCGUGGAGAAUCGCCAUGGUGUGAUAGCUCUUCACACAGCCGGCAUUAUGUAUGUUAUGGAAUCGGUUCACGAUGAACCCACCACGGAUGCCCCAAAAAAUCUACUCUUUUUGCGUGUUAUCCAGGAGUUUGCGCCACAGGUCCUGGCACAGGACCGUGUUACACUGCUGCAAAUGCUACAGCCCAUUGAGCAGCCGACAUUGCCUUCUUGUCGCAGCGAGGAGUGGCAGCCAUUGGAAGGAUAUCUUUCCGCUUUGAAUCAGUCUUCAAAGCCAACACGUCGUCGGGAUUCUUCGGUUUUAGCUUAAAGAAACAAUUACCCGAAUUGUUGCCAAUAACAAAAACAUAUGUUU
Molecule: messenger RNA, 3218 nt
Organism: Drosophila elegans
Lineage: Eukaryota; Metazoa; Arthropoda; Insecta; Diptera; Drosophilidae
Product: cohesin subunit SA-1
Exons: 7
Coding region: 249-3173 (974 amino acids)
Biological process (GO): sister chromatid cohesion
Cellular component (GO): nucleus; chromatin; cohesin complex
Molecular function (GO): chromatin binding
Source: RefSeq, a predicted model, not a curated record